CGGCCGUUGGCUAACGUGGAAGCCAGACCCGCCGGCCGGCUAAGGGGCAGGGAGCGCGCUGCCUGGGCUAGUCGGGCGCGCGGAACGGCGGCUUUGAGGGCUUCUCCGCACAGCUCGGCCUUUCCCGGGAGCGGGCGAUGGGGCGCGCGAGCGCCGAGGAGCAGGCGCCGGUGUAGUCCUCGCGGCGCCCGGCCCGGGAUCGCGGCGGCGGAGGCGGCGCGGGGCGCGGGGAGGCCUGUGAGGGCCACCGCCCCGAGUGCCGGGCCUCCCGCGCCAUGGCCCCCAUGGGCAUCCGCCUCUCCCCGCUGGGGGUGGCCGUGUUCUGCCUGCUGGGUCUCGGCGUGCUCUACCACCUCUACUCGGGCUUCCUGGCCGGCCGCUUCAGCCUAUUCGGCAUGGGCGGCGAGCCUGGCGGCGGAGCGGCGGGGCCCGGGGCCGCGGCUGACGGGGGCACGGUGGACCUGCGGGAGAUGCUGGCCGUGUCCGUGCUGGCGGCCGUGCGCGGCGGAGACGAAGUGCGUCGGGUCCGCGAGAGCAACGUCCUCCACGAGAAGUCCAAGGGGAAGACGCGCGAGGGGGCCGACGACAAGAUGACCAGCGGGGAUGUGCUGUCCAACCGCAAGAUGUUCUACCUACUCAAGACAGCUUUCCCCAACGUGCAGAUCAAUACUGAGGAACACGUGGAUGCAACUGAUCAGGAGGUUAUCUUAUGGGAUCGUAAGAUCCCCGAGGACAUCCUAAAGGAAAUAGCCACUCCUCAGGAAGUACCAGCAGAAAGUGUUACUGUCUGGAUUGACCCACUUGAUGCUACACAGGAAUAUACGGAGGAUCUUCGAAAGUAUGUUACUACUAUGGUAUGUGUGGCUGUAAACGGUAAACCUGUGCUAGGAGUGAUACAUAAACCGUUUUCUGAGUAUACAGCAUGGGCGAUGGUUGAUGGCGGGUCGAACGUGAAAGCCCGCACUUCUUACAAUGAGAAGACCCCCAGGAUCGUUGUGUCUCGCUCGCAUUCGGGGAUGGUCAAACAGGUUGCCCUUCAGACUUUCGGGAACCAGACCACAAUCAUCCCGGCCGGCGGUGCAGGUUACAAAGUUUUAGCACUCUUGGAUGUGCCUGAUAAGAGUCAGGAAAAAGCUGAUCUGUAUAUCCAUGUGACAUAUAUCAAAAAGUGGGAUAUAUGUGCUGGCAAUGCCAUCUUAAAAGCCCUCGGGGGGCAUAUGACGACGCUGAGUGGUGAAGAAAUCAGCUAUACCGGCUCUGACGGCAUCGAAGGAGGGCUCCUCGCCAGCGUCAGGGUGGAUCACCAGGCUCUGGUCAGGAAGCUCCCCGAUCUAGAGAAGACGGGACAUAAAUAAGCAAAGCCCGUUAAGGUCCCAGCCCUCCAGAGCUGGACAGUCAGCUGAAACACUGGAGGCUUCAAAGCGAUGGUGAAGACUAUGCAUGGUUAAGGCCAGCCUGAACUUUCGGAAGUAUUUAUGAAGCAUCAGAGACUUCUCUUCCCUAUUAAGAGGAUGCAAGAUCAGGGAAGAUGGGUUGCUUCGUGUCUCAAGUAUUGUCUUUAUUUUUGAGACUAUUUUCGUACAGUUGUCAUACACAAGGAGCAUAUAUAAUAUAUAUUUGUGAGUUAAAACCUAUAGCUGAGUCUACGUUGUUACGAGUCACCAUUUUCACACAAUAUCAUGAAUCUUCACUGUUGGUACCUUCGUAUAGAAUUGGGAUGAAGAAAGGAUUGAUUUUGUGUAGCUGUUUAAUAUUACUUUACGGUUAUAUCUCAUUGAAAAUAAAAUAGUUGGGGGUUUUUACCUCUAAUUCAGAUGGAAAGCACAAGAAGCUACAAAUUCAUUAAUAUGCAACAAUUGCUCUAUUUAUCUGUUACUGAAUAUUUCUCAUGGAUUAAAGUAGAAAAACU
This is a messenger RNA of Sus scrofa (pig), 1909 nucleotides long. It is a transcript of the gene BPNT2, whose product is annotated as 3'(2'), 5'-bisphosphate nucleotidase 2. Gene Ontology annotation, biological process: phosphatidylinositol phosphate biosynthetic process; skeletal system development. Gene Ontology annotation, molecular function: 3'-nucleotidase activity. Gene Ontology annotation, cellular component: endomembrane system. The record is from RefSeq and is marked validated. NCBI's taxonomy places the organism in Eukaryota, Metazoa, Chordata, Mammalia, Artiodactyla, Suidae.